UGAAUUUAUUUUACUGGUUAAAAUGCAACACUGCAAUAUUCUGAGUCAGAGCGAGAGCAGUAUAUGACUGCGAAUGAACUCGAUAAGGAAAUGAAUGGCAGAAAAGAAAAACAUUUUUUAAGGAAAAAGAAGUAAACGAGUGAUUAUUGAAUGAAGAGUGGUGAAUAGGAAUGUAAUCUGUAUUAUUAAAAUAGUAAAAAUAAUUUGUGUCGGAAUUGAUUACUAAGAUUGAUUGUGAAGAAUUAUAAGAUAAAAUUGGAAUAUUUCCUUUAAAAGAUAAUAUAUUCGUAAAGAGAAGAAUAACAAAAAGUGGCAGAGCAGUAUUGAGUGCCAGAGAUUUUGAAGUAAUUAUAAGUAAAGGAAAAUUGCUGCAAAUAAUUGCUCCAUAAAUUGCACCUUUGUCCGGGUAGAGUUCGGUUUAUAAAAACGGGGUAAACGUUCCAUUUCUGCUGAAGGUUAACUGGUACCUAUUGCUCUAUUAGAACGCAGUUGCAACGAAUUCUGUGGUACAUAAUCAAUCCUUCACAAAAACAGUACGUGGUCCAGAAAAUAUACACAGCUAUUGGCCAGAUUUCCAGUUCAAAGUUUAAAAAGGAAAAAUUCGAAUACUUUCCGAUAUAAUUAUGACCACAAUAAAUAUAAAUUCACGAAAAAGUCCAAUGCUGAAAAAGCAGGGCACAGACCAGUGGGUGAAGCUAAAUGUGGGUGGCACAUAUUUCCUUACAACAAAGACAACGCUGUCCCGUGACCCAAAUUCUUUUCUAUCACGUCUAAUACAAGAAGAUUGUGAUUUAAUAUCAGAUCGGGAUGAAACAGGUGCUUACCUGAUUGAUAGAGACCCGAAAUAUUUUGCGCCAGUGUUGAACUAUUUGCGACAUGGUAAACUCGUUUUAGACGGUGUAUCCGAGGAAGGUGUUCUGGAGGAAGCCGAAUUUUAUAAUGUCACACAACUGAUAACAUUACUGAAGGAGUGUAUAAAUCAUAGAGAUCAGCGUCCACAAGCCGAUAAAAAGCGUGUAUAUCGUGUAUUGCAGUGUCGUGAGCAAGAGUUAACACAGAUGAUCUCAACAUUAUCGGAUGGUUGGCGUUUUGAGCAAUUAAUUAGUGUCGGAAUGCAAUAUACGAAUUAUGGACCAUUCGAAAAUAAUGAAUUUUUAUGCGUAGUCUCGAAGGAAUGCGGCACAACGUCGGGUCGUGAAUUGGAACUGAACGAUCGCGCCAAAGUGCUACAGCAGAAGGGCUCUAGAAUUCUCGGCAUUUAAAGUAGAAUGAAAGCGAAUUCUUACACCACCUCCAACAUCCUCCCACACCACCACCACCCUAGCAUCUUUGCAUAGCGAAAGACUUUGCGUAAUAGUGUCCCCACUCACAAACCUUAUCACAAAAUAAACAACAACACCAAGACCACUACCGCCCGCAAGCAAGACAACACCAAUAUUCAACUCAUCACCUAAAACACACUCUCAUUUGAAAUAACCAUUGAAGCAUUGUCACCUUGAGUUCACCAAUUCAAUACACCAAUUUUCAACAUAACAACAGACGGCAAUCACAACUAACACCAAGCCAGCAUCACUAGCGUUUGUAGCGCUCUGAGUUCGCCAAGCAAUGCAUAGUUAACCACAUGCUCAGUAGUGUCGCCCACACUUACUUACAUACUUACAUACAUAUAUAUAUAAAUAUAUAUAUAUUUAUAUUAAUAUAUAAUAGAAUAACUGCAAAUUUAUAAGAAGAAACGAUAUUAUAGUGAUGUAGUAUAUGUUUCAUAAUUUCACUCAUACAUAUGCAAAUAAUUAGCAUUAAAUUGUGAUUAACACUCAUUCGUACAUUUCAAGCGCAAAUCGGCAAAAAAAAAAUUCUGCGAAAAAAUAGUAUUUUUUUAAAUAGAAAAUGUAUUAAGCAUUGCCGGCAACAGUUUUUUUUUAAACUCAUUAAAUGUGAAGCUGCCGCGUGAUUCAAUACUUUGUUUCCUUAAUAAAAAAAUUAAAUUACAGAAAUAAUAAUAACAAGAAGAAAAACAUAACUAUUAAAAAUAAUACUGAAAAAUCCUUACUUACAAACAUACAUACAUAUAUAAUGAAAAUGCAAAUGUAAUAGUAAUAUCAAAGCUAGCUUCACGUUGCCGUUCGCUAACGGUAGAUGCAAAUCUAUUUCAUCAAACGUUAUAUAUAAUUUAUAUUCAGUGUGAAAAUCGGAGAAAAAAGCAACUGAAAAUAAAAAUAAUCAACAACUGUUAUAUACAAUAUUUUGCUAUUAAAACGAUAUUAAAUUUUUUGAAUAUGUAUUUCUUAAGUUUAUUAAACUAAACCUGUAUCUUUGCGAGAAUUGCGAACCAAACUUGUAUGCUUUAGUUUGGUAUUUAAAGAAAGAAGAAAUUUAUGCAAUAAUUAUAUUGAAGUUAUAAACCCAUAUAUCUACAUAUAAACACAAACCUACAAAAAUGAAAAUAUGUAUAUUGCACAAAUUUUGGAAAAAUAAAUAUUAAUUAAUUUUUAGCUUGUAAACAUUGCUGCUCAGUCUGCGUUUAAUAAUUAAAAAAAAGGAAAUUUGAUGAAAUACAAACAUACAUACUUAUUGGUGGAAAAUAUUGUUUUUUCAAAUGUAGUGUUUUUUAAUAUAAUUAUAUUUGUUAGAUGAUUUGAUUUUGGUAUUAAAAUAUUUUACGCUUGAUUUCGAUUAUACACUCUUAAAUUUUGAAGUCAAACACAAAAAUGAUGUUAUGCGAAGAGUAUUCAAUUCUGACAGUCUAAGUGGUUCACAACUCAUAAAAAAAUUAUUAAAUAUUAUUAGUUAAAAAAUUACUAAAAACAAUUACUAUUAAAACAUAUUUUUUCAUGCGUUAAAAAUGUUUUUAUGUUGGAAAAAUACAAAAUCUGCAGAAUAAUCAAAUCAAUUUCUUUUCAAAUAAAUUACACCAAUUACUAUUAAAAAUAUUUUUUAUAAGUAAAAAUAAUGUUUUAAAGUUAAAAAAAAAAAAUAAUUCUGCAAAAAAAAUUUUUUUCAAACUAUUUAAUUUUUUUAAGAGUUACUGUUACCAAAUGUUUUUUAUGAAAAAAAAAUUUAAGUUGUAAAAAAAUACUAAUCCUUCGAAAAUUUUUUUUUUUCAAAUUAAUUACAACAAUUUCAAUCAAAAAAUAUAUUUUUAUGAGUAAAAGAAGGUUUUCAAAUUGUUAAAAAUAACAAUUCUGCAAAAUAUUUUUUUUGAUAAUUACAACAAUUACUAAAUUAAAAAGUGGUUUUUAUGCUUAAAAUAGGUUUUUAAACUAUAAAAAAUAAUAAUUCUACCAAACAUUUUUUUUCAACUUAAUUACUAUAAAAAAUAUUUGUUUUAAGGGUAAAAACGGUUUUUAGGUUGUAAAAAUAAUAAUUCUGCGAACUAUAUUUUUUUAAUAUUUGUUGUAUAAUGCAUCAAAUUUUAUUAAAGCUCUGUUAUAUACAUAGAUAUUUAUCAGCAAACUUCUUUUCUAUGCAAUUCAAACAUUUUGUUGAUAGAAUGAGAGAAAUUUCAAAGAGUGCCUCACCUAACCUUACGAAUCUGGAAAAAUAUGAAAUGAAAAAAUGUAAAUUAUGAAAAAAAAUUAAUUGAACUGUGCUGAAAAUUCAAUAAAAUAUUUGUUCAUUACAAAAAAUAGCAUUAACACAAAUUUGCUUAUUAAAAAUAAAUAAAUUAAAAUUUGAACAAAAAAAAAAUUAAUUUAAAGUUGAAAAAAAAAAUAAAUAAAUUGAAAUUUUGUUCAUUAUAAAAAAAGAAUUACAAAUUUUUGUUCAUUAAAGAAUUGCAAAAAAAUAAAUAAAAAGUAGUUAUAAAAAUUUGUUCUUUAUAAAAAAGAAUUACAUCAAAAUUUGCAAAAGUAUUAGUACAAAUAAUGUUUUUAAUAAAAAAAUUAAAAAAAAAAUUUAAUACAUAUUUUGUUGUAUAGUCAUUAUAAAAGCAUACAACAAAAUUUAAUUAGUUAAUGGUAUUUGUUUUUCAAUGAAAUAAACAUUAAUUUCUUUACCUAACCUCAAAUUACAAAAAUAAAUUUUCAAUGCAAGCAAUUUAAUUCAAAACAAAAUAGAGGAUUACUAUCUAAAAGUUAAAUAUUCAAAAACUGAGAAAGAAAUAAUGAAAAAAAUUAUAAAAAAAAUAUUUAAAUAAUGUAAAUAUUUUAAAUAAUCAGAUACUGGAAGAAAAUUAACUGAAAAUUUUUCAAAACAUUUUAGCCAAAUGUCUUUUCAAAUUAUGUUUUCAUUUUCACCAUAAAAUAUUUACUAAAAAUAUAGUAAUUUUGGCUGACUGUAACGGCCAACACGAAAUUCGAAUAUUAAAUUUUCAUAAAAUCGAAAAAAUUAACUGUAUAACUUUAUUAUAAGCAUACUAUUUAACUACUCGUUUGCUGAGCAGCAAUGUUACAUACGAAAGCACUGAGUGAAAAUUAAUAAUAUGAAUAUUUAUGCAAAAUACAAGUUAUUCACCACAAUGAACCGUUAGAAUUAAAACCAUUAACAAAUAUAUACAUACAUACUUGCAAACAUAUAUGUAUAAGCAAAAUAAAAAAACUGUCUGAACACAUAUACAUACAUACAUAGAAUUGCAAAAAUUUCCGUUAUGCAUAGCAAACUGUAAAUUUAGGCGCAAAACCAUUUACGAAACACACACGCAUACACACAUACAAUACGUACGCAUAUAAAAUGUUGAAACACAUAGAAAACGCUACGAAUUGCGAAUUUAUUACAAUAAUUAAAGAAAUAAUUAAACUUUUAUUUAAAACACAAUUUUGCACACACACACACACACACACACUACGCAACGUACGUGCAACAUAAGCUUUUCUUAUGUUUCGUUCCGUUAUGCCGCGUCUUGUAUUCACUGAAGUUUUAUACAUACAUACAUACUCGUAUAUGCUAUAUGCUGUAGUCUAAAUAAAGCAAAUGUAGUAUUUACUCGUAAAUAAUUCCGACUGACUUAAAACAAAAAAAAAAAUUAAUAAAAAUAAAUUAAAAAUGCUGCGUCUGCCAUCCUCUGACACCACACCGUUGUGGCGUCACUUUGUGUGCAUUGGUUCGGCAGCGACAGCAGCAGCAGCAGCAGCGACAUAAACAAAUAAAAAUUUUAAUUAGAUAUGCAAUGAAACAAACAAAAAAAUAAGAAAUAAAUAAUUGAAAAUUAUAUUAAAGAAAUUGUGUGAAAAGCAAAUUAGCAAAGACAAAAAAUGCAAAAAUUGUGUUUGUUCGAAUAUUUAAGAACUUUUUUUUUGAUUUACAUACUUACAUGCAUGCAGACAUAACAUACAUAAAGAAAAGAAAACAAUUGCCUCUACAUAAAACAACAACAGAUAUUUGUGUAACGUUAUAAGCUGCAAGAGCUUGUAUAAAUGAUAUAUAUUAAUUCAAUAAAACAAAAAUCCUUUUUUCUAAAAAAAAUUGAGUUUUUUUAAAUAGACUACAUUAUAGAAUAAAUUAAAAUUCACGCUUCAAAAUUAAAAUUAUCCUACAGUGCAAAAUAUAGAAGGUUUUAAUUGUCAGUGACGGUUAGUAGUACCUUAAGACCUCAAAACUGGGUACAACAGUUCUCCAUUGAUACACGCUCCACGACUGCAGUGUUACUUUUAGGAACCAACCCACUAUCGUAUACUGCUGUGUAAUUUCUGUGGACAACAGCAGCGACAUCUAUAUCGGAUGUAAAAAGUUCGUGUUCAAUUAAGCAAAUAUGUAUUAGAGAUCUUCAAGGAAUCGAUUCUGACAAAGAUCGCCUAAUACAGACUGCCUUUUCUCAUAGGCACAACAGCAAAUGUCACCAUCGUGGUGAUGGAUGCCCGCUUCAUGAGUCCACGAAAGCAGGAUGAGCUUUCCGUUCGAAGCGUUGAGACUUGCAGACACCGUUAGACCUUGACCAAAUUGAAAUUUACGAAACAAUCAUGAAUCAAAAAAAAAAAAGCUGGGGUUGGGCAAGCAUUGAAAACUAUGGCAAUAUCCUAGUCAAAAAACAAUUUCCCCCACAUCUACAAGACUCGUCAAAAAAGCUGUGAUUAAAAGCAAUGCAUCAAAAUUAAUCAAGUCUGUUAGAGUCUCUAUGCAUUUACCAAACUGAUAGGAUGUACUAGGUGCCAAGAAUCUCAUAAAGCUGGUAAAUCUGUCUUUAGAUAUCUUUAUUAUGGAAAACUGCUCAAGUGGUCUUCAUAAAAUAAAACGCAAAUAAAACGUUGGAUCUUAUCGAAUCACCUUUUUUGAUCACAUCUGUCUGUAUCGUCCUCACCGUUUGAUUUUCUAUAACCACUCCAAGAAAAUCAAGAGUAGAAGGUCCUUGAGAACAAGCCGUUAACAAUGGUCUCUUCUUUCUCUCCGCAUAUUUAUUGGAUACAAUCCUUUAUCGUCUAGUAAGUAAUACAUACAAUAUAGGUGUGUUCAAAAAAUAACGGGCAUUUUUUUUUUAAUUAUAUAUUCGUCUUAAUGUUGUCACCUUCAAAAUAGUUUCCACUCAAUAUUAUACACUUUUGCAAGCGCUUUUUCAAAUCGUCAAAACACUUUAACACUCAAACCGCGACCCUUUAAAGUUCUCUAUAUUUUUGGAAAUAGGAAAAGGUCACACGGAGCCAUGUGUGGCAAGUAUGAAUGCUGGAGCAUCGUUACAGUUUUUGGCAAAGAAUGCAGGAACAAUGCAAAAAAAUUGACAAUUGGACUCUCCAAACCCGUCAAACUUUAAAAUUCCCGUUAUUUUUUGAACACACCUUGUAUAAAUAUGAUAAAAAAAACAGUAUUAAAACUUUUAUUGAACAAUGUUUCCAUCACUACUCACAUAUUUCAACUAUGUAGUUGCCAAAAAGUGUAGCAUAACUUGAGUGAGAAAGAGAGUAAGUCCUCCCACAACGAACUGCAUACAAAAUUGCAGCAGUUAGUACUACACUGAGCUUCAAACUGUCGACAUACAACAGGUGCACCCAACUAUUGCGCUCUCUGUAUCUCACUCACGUACUCUACCACUCUCUGUCUAGUUGGCUCCCCUUUAACUACUGGAAACUCACCAGGUGAGUUGCUUUUACGUGCAUGGCUUUAAUUCAACUGACAUUUCACCACAGUUAACAUGGCCAGCCAUCGAAUUCGGUUUAGUUUUUAACGAAUCAGCGACAAUUGCGGACGUGAAAAUUCGAUACGCGGCGGUUGUAUCAACAUAUAACCCACUCAUAAUCCAAAUCCCAAUUCAUAUUUCGUAGCAUAUUUAUUUACAAGUGGUUUUCAAACAGAGUUACGGGCGCACUGCUCAGUGCUGAGGCGGUGUCAAAUUCCACGAUUGAGUCGUGUUACAGUUUCGAUUCGAAAAAAGUGAACAACAACAAUAAAUAAAUAUAAAUAAAUUAUGAUUUUUGUAUAAAAUUCAAAUACAUUGUGCAACAAUUCGUAUGUUUAAUCAAAAGCAAUAACAACAACAAUAACAGUUAGUUGUGUCUAACAUAGCGUGGCAAUAACAACAAUACGUGGAAAAGAGUGCAACAACAAACAAUAAAUAAAUAUAAUACACAUACUCGUGUAAUAAUAACUGUGAACGUUUGGGAAGAGUUAUUUCAACUCACCGGAAGAUCACCACACAAGAACAACUCAAUGGCUGUUGCAGCUUAAAACAUGUGUGGUAGUUGUUGUGAUCUCCAUUCGGAAGAAAUUAACAAAUUGGCAAACAAGAAAAGCCGCUAAACAACAACAACA
This is a messenger RNA of Zeugodacus cucurbitae (melon fly), 7674 nucleotides long. RefSeq names its product BTB/POZ domain-containing protein KCTD5 (gene inc). Gene Ontology annotation, biological process: proteasome-mediated ubiquitin-dependent protein catabolic process; protein homooligomerization. The transcript has 7 exons. Lineage: Eukaryota; Metazoa; Arthropoda; Insecta; Diptera; Tephritidae. The record is from RefSeq and is a predicted model, not a curated record. The coding region runs from base 624 to 1262 and encodes 212 amino acids. Gene Ontology annotation, molecular function: cullin family protein binding. Gene Ontology annotation, cellular component: Cul3-RING ubiquitin ligase complex; cytoplasm.